Symbiodinium sp. CCMP2592 is the source of this 540-nucleotide messenger RNA. NCBI's taxonomy places the organism in Eukaryota, Dinophyceae, Suessiales, Symbiodiniaceae. The record is from the annotation of a GenBank genome assembly.
AUGAUUCCGCUGAGCGCACCGGGUCCAAUCAACGUGGGCCCACCGACAGCGGAGAUGCUCGAGAAGAUGCGGCGGAUCCGGUUUUGCGUGAUUGGAACCUUCGUGGCGGCUGUAGGGCGAUUCUGCACCGGCGACAUUCCCAUCAACGAAGUCCUCAGCGGCUGUGUUGGGAUCUUCCUACUCAGUGACGAUCCGAAUGUGGGACCUUGCUAUGCUUGCCUGGCAAAUAGCCCCCUCGGUCAAUGCAGCCACGGGUUAACCUGCGUGAUGGCCUAUGCCUUCCUGUCUGGCAUCAAUGCCAUCUUCCUGACUCUGAAGCUCUUCGUGGGGGGCCCAUUCGUGCUCGUCUCCUUCGUUUGCCAAGGUGCUGGGGCCUACCAAGGUCUCAAGCUCCACAACUUGGUGAAUGCGAACAUGGCUGACGGACCCAUGGCCCCUCUUCAGCGAAACUUCCCAGGUCCCGGGCCACCUGAGACUCCGGGGCCCCAGCCGCCAAGCUUUCAAGCCUUCCAGGGAACGGGCAUGCGCCUAGGGGGCUGA